This is a messenger RNA of Grammomys surdaster, 1242 nucleotides long. RefSeq names its product alpha-1-antitrypsin 1-6-like. The coding region runs from base 1 to 1242 and encodes 413 amino acids. The record is from RefSeq and is a predicted model, not a curated record. The transcript has 4 exons. Gene Ontology annotation, molecular function: serine-type endopeptidase inhibitor activity. Gene Ontology annotation, biological process: negative regulation of endopeptidase activity. Lineage: Eukaryota; Metazoa; Chordata; Mammalia; Rodentia; Muridae.
AUGAUGGCACCCCUUUUUCCCCAUGGAUUCCUCUUGCUAGUAGGCCUGUGCUGUCUGCUUCCCAUAACCAAGACAUAUUUAUAUGAAGAACUCUAUGAAGACCCAAGCAUUGAUCACUUCCAGUGCCGGAAGGUGGUUCUCACCAUUUGCAAUGUCUCCCUCACCUUGUUCAAAGAGAUGGCCCAACGGUCAGGAAAUGGAAAUAUCCUAUUCUCCCCGGUUAGAGUCAUUGCAGCCAUCUCAAUGCUGUCCCUGGGAGCCAAAGGUAACUUAAGCAAACACAUCCUGGAGGCUCUAAAGCUCAACAAAACAGGCUUGCCUGAAGCUGAGAUCCACAAGUGUUUCCGGUAUCUGCUCCGUGCUCUCCACAAGCCUGAAGAGUUUUCACCACAAAAAAGUGGUAGCAGUGUGUUCAUCCACCAGGGUCUGACACAAGUAGACAAAUUUGUGGAAGGGGUCAAGGACCUAUACCACUCUGACAUUCUCUCCAUCAACUUCACAGACAGCAGUAGUGCCAAGACACAGAUCAACAAUUACGUGACGGAGAAAAGCAAUAAGGAAAUAGUAAACAUUGUCAAGAAUCUGGAGAGUAACACGUUCCUGGCUGUGGUGAACUACAUUACCUUGAAUGCCAAAAUUAUCAGCGACUAUGGCUGCCGGUUCGUCAAGGUGAAUGACUACCACUUAGGAUACGGAAUGACGACAAAGGUACCGAUGAUCCAUACAGUGGACUUGAAUCACUUGUUCCGAGUCGAGGACCUAUCUAGCACGGUGCUGGUGUAUUCUCUGCUUGCAGGCAACUUCGCAACCUACUUCAUCUUACCUGAUAUAGGGAAGUUGAAGAAGGUGGAACAGAAGCUGACUUACCCACACUUCCGCCGGAUGAGACGACAAUUAUCGCUAAGGAUGGUUGAUUUAGAGGCACCAGAACUGUCACUGUCUGAGACCCAUGACUUGGAGUCAGUGAUGAGCCUACUAGGAAUCACCUAUGCUUUCAACAGUGACGCCAACAGCUCUGUGGUCGUGAAUGACACACUUCAGAAGUCCUUAAAGGUGGUAAGUAAGGCCGUGCUGACCCACGAGGAUAAGUGGUCAAAACCCGGUAAAAGCCUAUGCUUUAAAAAUGACGGAUCGAUUGAUAUGGGCCAUGUUCAGUUCAACAGACCUUUCCUAAUCUUCAUCCAGGAUACAAAAAAUGAUGCCCCUCUCUUUUUAGGCAGAGUGGUAAAUCCCAAAAACUAA